Messenger RNA from Cephus cinctus (wheat stem sawfly), 2222 nucleotides. It is a transcript of the gene Alg10, whose product is annotated as putative Dol-P-Glc:Glc(2)Man(9)GlcNAc(2)-PP-Dol alpha-1,2-glucosyltransferase. Lineage: Eukaryota; Metazoa; Arthropoda; Insecta; Hymenoptera; Cephidae. Gene Ontology annotation, cellular component: endoplasmic reticulum. The coding region runs from base 626 to 2041 and encodes 471 amino acids. The record is from RefSeq and is a predicted model, not a curated record. Gene Ontology annotation, biological process: dolichol-linked oligosaccharide biosynthetic process; protein N-linked glycosylation. The transcript is spliced from 6 exons. Gene Ontology annotation, molecular function: dolichyl pyrophosphate Glc2Man9GlcNAc2 alpha-1,2-glucosyltransferase activity.
CGACGCCACCUUUCAACUUUUCCUUCCCUCCGAACACAAUUAUUUCUCUAUACUUCUCGUUGUAGCUGUUCCUCAGAAACUCUGAACCACCCUACUUUCUUGGCAUUAUUCAUCAAGAGAUUGAAACCAACCCCUCAUGGUAUUCAACUGACAUGCUCAAUUGCUUGGCAGUGGAAAUACAUUCCACCUUCGCUACUCUCGCGCCUCUAGAUCUUUCUUAAUGAUGGCAUUAUAAAGCAAUGAAGAUCGAACAUCUCAGAUUGUGGAGUCAAAUUUUGUGCAUACUGCUGUCAUCUGUUAGUAGUUCCUGAUCGUUCCUGAGACUCAGUUAACAUCAGUAAGGUUAUAUUCUUUGAUGCCGGGUAAAUAAAGCAUAUAUAAAAUAAAGCGACUUUUUGGAUAAUUAGCUGAGAGACAAGGGAGUCAAUAAUAGUUCAAACAACCAUGAAACAAUAAAACUGGCGCACGUGUCUUUAUUUAUUUUAAAUUGUCAAACAAUAACUGGUAACUUUCAGAGUUGCAGGAAAGUUCGACAAUUUUUUAAUAUACUGAUUUUGUAAUAUGUGGCACUUUAUGACUGAUAUGUUUAUUUAGUAUUUGAAAUUAGAUGUAAUUGUCAUACUCUAUGAAAAUGAGUAGUUUGAGCAUCAUUUCUCCGCUGCAGAAGAAUCCAUUAAUACUGGCACGUACCACAUUUAUAAUAUUUUUUAUAAUUGUUGGAAUAUUAUUUUUGUACCUUAAUCAAGUGCAACCUUAUUAUUUUAUUGAUGAAGUGUUUCAUAUCCCACAAACAUUAAAAUACUGCAGUGGCAAAUUUUUUGAGUGGGAUUCCAAGAUUACGACUUUACCUGGAUUGUACUUAGUGGCAACUGCAAUAUUGGCACCUUUUGGCCUAUGCAAUAUAAUAUGCAUACGAUGCAUAAAUUUUGUAACUACUAUUGUCAAUGUUUAUUUAUUGUUUGAGAUCAUUCAGACAACUAAUAAGACUAAGAGCAGAAGUGGCAUAAAGAAACCAUGGAUACAGCUUACAUCUGCUUAUGCGAUCGGAUUAUUUCCUCCACUGUUUUUCUGGUUCUUCUUAUUCUACACAGAUGUUGUGUCUGUUAAUAUGGUUCUGUUAAUGAUGUUGUUCCAUGCGCAAGGACAUAUCUCGAUAUCAGUGUUUUUUGGAGCAUUGGCCAUACUUAUGAGACAAACAAAUGUUAUCUGGGUAGCAUUCCUUGGCAUUGAACGUAUCUUAGAUAUUUUAGAAGCUGAGAAUCCUAUUCCAGUUCAUACCAAGAAUACUCCUAAUUCUGUAAUUAUACUUUGGAGGAAUCUAAUAAAACAAAUACGACAGGGGCCAUGGUCCUUUUCAAAAUUUAUUUUUCGGAUAUUUAUUUCUAUAUUUCCGUAUAUAUCUAUUGGCUUAGGAUUUCUUGCAUUUCUUAUAUGGAACAAAGGAAUUGUAGUGGGAGAUCGUACUGCUCAUAUACCAACAAUUCACAUUCCACAAAUUUUUUAUUUCUCUGUUUUCACUUUUUGUUUCGCAUGGCCUUAUAUGCUUGUGCACUGGAAGGAAUAUUUGAAAUGGCUAAGGAACCGCUGGAUCGUAGCAAGUUCAUUUUGUUUCUUAAUGAUCAUAAUAAUUCAUUUUAAUACUUUAGUUCAUCCUUACGUAUUGGCGGACAACAGGCAUUACACUUUUUACGUAUGGAAUAAAUUUGUCGGUCGUUAUAAACUACUACGGUACUUAUUAAUACCGAUAUAUGGUUUUACAAUAUAUUCAUUUUUAUCUUGUAUCAAUCAUUUACGAUUCGCAUCGCAAAUGACGUAUAUUGCAGGAGUAUCUAUGGUAUUAAUACCACAAUUAUUGUUAGAACCACGUUACUACGUUAUUCCAUAUAUUAUCUUCCGUUUGAAUAUACAGAGAAUCAAAAAAUGGCAAAUAAUAGCAGAAUUGCUUACCACAUUAAUUAUAAAUUUCUUGCAAUUUUUCAUUUUCAUUAACAAAACGUUUUACUGGGAUGAUCAAGAGCAUCCUCAAAGGAUCUCUUGGUGAUGGAACUAGUAAAAAAAAAGUAGGUAAUCACGAAAAAUCGUCAGAUAAAAAGACAAGUAUAUAACAAGAAAAAAAAAAUUUAUUCAGCACCAGACCAAACAUCAUGUAAAUAAUCGAUUGGUUAUAUUAAAAAAAAUUAAUAUUUCUAUAUGAAUAAACUGAAUUUUAUUUCUUCCACGUA